Molecule: messenger RNA, 2265 nt
Organism: Filobasidium floriforme
Lineage: Eukaryota; Fungi; Basidiomycota; Tremellomycetes; Filobasidiales; Filobasidiaceae
Exons: 15
Coding region: 135-2069 (644 amino acids)
Source: RefSeq, a predicted model, not a curated record
GGUCUCUCUAGGCCUCUCUUUCAACACACAGUGGCUAUACACCCAAGGUAUACUACUCUGCAAUCUCAAAAGAAGUAGCGAAACGGUCAUUUGGGGAGUAACACACGACUCUUUGAUCCGAGCAGAGCGCAACGAUGGCAGGCCCACGGAUCUUAUCGAGGACCACCAACCUCCGAACGCGGAUAUCUUCCUCUUCUCCACUCGCACACCCAUCGAGAUAUAGACAUCUUUCUUCAACGACAAUAGCGUCGCGCCUACCUCUACCUCUACCUCGCCGAAACGCUCAAAAGGACAUCUCUUACCGGCCCAUCCCAAGAUUUAGGCAUCUCCACACCUCAACCCCCCUCUCGGACAUCCCACAAUGGCCCAACCCUCCCGUCCCUCAACCGACCGUCACUCCCUAUUCCUCCAACUCGAAUGCAGGCGGACCGGGAAAUGAUAAUAGUAACAACAACAACAACAAUGGUGGCGGUGGAAAUGGUGGGAAAUCGACCCGAGGAAGCGUCUACGCGGAAUUAGCUGCGAGCCCGAUCGUUCAGGCUGCGGUGACGACCGCCAUCGGGUUGAUCGCCGUGUUCGUAGGAGGGGUCGGGUAUCUGGCUUACUACAAGGCGGACGUGUUGAACAAGAUGGAAGGAGCCUUCGCAGCGGGCUACGACCCCGCCCUAGAAGUAGGCAAACUGCACCACAAGAAACACCCUCACCACCCAGGCUCUCUCUUCGAACACGAGAUGCAAGAAUCCGACGACCCCUCCGACCCCCACUCGCACCCUCAUACCAACAUCGUCCGUAAAGAACAACAAACCGUCGAUGGGAUCGUCAAGGGCGAAAACGUCGGCAACUACUGGAUCCUCAUGGGUCCCAAGGGCACGGGGAAGAAACAUACCAUCAUCGAGAGUAUGAGGGGGAUCCAUGCGGAUGGAGCGGCGUUUGCCGAGGCGCAUGGGGAUCUCGAGGUGUUUCGGUUGAGGUUGGGCAAGGCGCUUCAUUACGAGUUCAACGAAGACUGGCAAGGCUCCUUAUUCUCCCGACGUGAUCCUCGAGAAGGAGGACCUCGGUUGGAUAUCGAACGUGCGAUGAACAAGCUGGAAAAGGUCGCUCUGAGGUAUACGGAACGUAGGGGCAGGCCCCUCGUACUCGCUAUCAGUGAUGUCCACCUGUUCGGUAACGACCCGGAAGGGAUCGCCCUGGUACAACAACUGCAACAACGUGCAGAGGCUUGGGCGGAAGCGGGGAUUUUGACCAUGAUCUUCACCACGGACGAUUAUUGGCCAUAUGAGACGAUGAAGAAGAACGCAAGUCGGCUCAGGGUUCUGAGUGUCCCGGACCUCUCCCCUCCAGAGGCUUUCAAUGCGCUUCGUUACCUUCGCUCGUGCUACGGUCCAUCGGCCGCUAUCGACCGAGCAAAGGACAAGGAACAGAUGCCGCAAGUCUUGCACCUGCUCGGAGGACGGAUCUCGUUGUUGCUACGUGCUGCCAAGGCUAGGGAUAUGCUUGAGGAAGCUCGGGACAUGCUGGAUGUGGAAAGAGAAUGGAUCAUGUCAAGAAUCGGCUUGAUUCCCGAUCACGAUGACGAUGUCAUGGAUGAACAAAAGUGGUCGAGUUGUUCGUGGCUCCUCCUGCACGAGUUCGUCAAGCUACAAAAGGCAAGGUUGGAGGGGGCAGAAAUCGCCGGGUCCUUGCCUGAUAUCGAGCUACCUAAGACGACCUAUGGGAAGGCCAGGGUGGUCAUGACACGUCCAGACUUUUUGAGUGGCCUAGAUUACGCAAACAUCAUUUCGAUCGAUAACAAGUUCAACGUGCGCCCUGACAACAUGUUGACUCUGAGGUCAGCCGAGCAGAUCACAAAUGAAGAAGACUUUGAAGAGACUCUCCAAUCUGUGCGAGACCGGGUAGACGAGAUCGAGGGUCUGCAUAGGCAGUCCGAGAUCUGCGUCAAGGAACCGUUCCAGAUCCGGUAUGAAAGCGGCGGAUGGCUUUCCUGGUUAUGGCCGAGUCGUGGACGGGUCAUAUCUGUCGAAGGCCUGGGUGCCGCUUUCGUACCGGCAAAGGACGAGAAGGACGAUUGAUGACCAUGUUGACUGUUCUUGCGAAGCGGUUAAGCAGACACCACAACACACUUAUACCCAUCUAUACCACCCUGUACACCCUUAGCAGCAAUUUAGCGACCAGUGUCGAGCGGAUUAGGCUGAUCGCCGUAUAGGGCGUUCAAACCGUAGAAUUACUGCCUCCACCUCAGCCUACAGGUCUUCAGUAGGCAAGGCG